Messenger RNA from Dictyostelium purpureum, 336 nucleotides. RefSeq lists its product as uncharacterized. The record is from RefSeq and is a predicted model, not a curated record. Gene Ontology annotation, molecular function: structural constituent of ribosome. Gene Ontology annotation, cellular component: ribosome. The coding region runs from base 1 to 336 and encodes 111 amino acids. NCBI's taxonomy places the organism in Eukaryota, Evosea, Eumycetozoa, Dictyosteliales, Dictyosteliaceae. Gene Ontology annotation, biological process: translation. The transcript is spliced from 3 exons.
AUGAUUUUUUUAAUUAAUAUUGAUGAACCAUUACCUUAUGGAAUCACAGAAUUAGAAUUUACAAGUGAUUUCAAACAACCAAUUAGAUCAGGUGAUAUUCCUCCCAUUGUUACAAAUAUAGAAUUUUGUGAUUGGUACACUCAUCAAAUCGACAUCAAAUCAGUUAUACCACCAAGUGUAAAGAUCCCAGUCUCGCAGGUUUUCCGAAUCACACUAGGUAUCUACACCCGUGAAUUCACCACCCUCGCUUUCUGUGGUUUCCUCUGUAACAAUGGUCAAUCAGAAGCUGCCUUAAACAAACUCGCCCUACAAAAAGUUUUCUUAAAAUAUUUCUAA